AUCUCUAACAUCCUCUCUACCAUGCUAAGGUCAGCGGAGCCUUUCUUUGAGGGGCCUCCCUCUAAAGCCAAGCUUAUCUUCUGGAAGAGGGAUGGGGAAGCUCCUUUUGAACUUGAAGGCGCUAUAUGUCUAUCGGGGGUACGGAAGAGGGGAGACGAUGGCGUGGGGGAAAUGCAGUGUAUUAAAAGUCUGUCCAACCCUCAAAGGCGGUCAAGGAACCUAGCCUGGGCGGAGGUCGGGGAUAUCAACUCUCAUCCUUACACCUCCAAGGUGACCCAAAAGGGAACAGCGCUUGCGCAGUACGUCCGAGGCCUUGCGCUUGAACACGCAGAAAGGCCAAGGUGCUGGAGGAAGGGAGGGUGCGAUCAGCGUGUCAAAACCAAACACGAGCUUGGAGAGCCUAGGAGUACCCGGAUAAUGCCUCCCCCUAGCGCAAGACCGGAAAGAGGCGGGAGGGAGACCGGAAGAAGGCGAGACGCUGUCUCUGGACACUCAAUGGCCGCGAAGAUGGCGGUCGCUGCGUGGCUUCGGCUGGCUCCUAUCACUCUGCUUCUUCUCGGGACGUUGCCGUCCCCGCUGUCUCUUCCAAGCGCGGGGCCAGGACCGGCCGCCGCCGCCGAGAGAUCCAAGUGGCAUGUCCCGGUGCACUUGGAGAAGAAGAAGUAUUUUAGUUUCGGAAAGAUCCUCUUCAACAACACUUCUAUCAUCUUGAAGUUUGAAGGAGAACCUUUGGAUCCAUCCUUGAGUUUCAACGUGACCUGGUACUUGCGUUCUUGUAACUGUUACAAUGAAGUCUUCAACUUUGGGGAUGAACAAGCGGAAACGUAUUUUGGAAGCACUAAGGAGGAGCGCCACGGUUGGCCUGGGUCCUAUGAAAUGUUACCAACCUUGUUCCAGAACUACAGUGAACUCUUUAAACCACAGAGUUUUUCUGGGGAUUUUAUGCAUCCAGUGGUACUAGCCGGAGGAAAACAAGAGGCUAGGUACAAUGGAACAAACCAUACAGCUGUUGUAGAGAAGCCUUCACCGAAUGCUGCUAUUAAAACUUGGCAAGAUGGGCCAUAUAUCUUCAUUGUUCAGAUUGGGAUUUCAUCCUCAAAGGAUUCUUUGAAAGAAGCGCCCCAAAGUAAACUUUUUACCAUGACUGUGGAAGUGAAGGGUCCUUAUGAAUACCUCUCUCUUGCAGAGUAUCCCCUCAUGAUUUUCUUCAUGGUGAUGUGUAUCGUGUAUGUCCUGUUUGGUGUUUUGUGGCUGGCGUGGUCUGCUUGCUACUGGCGAGAUCUCCUGAGAAUUCAGUUUUGGAUUGGUGCCGUUAUCUUUCUGGGAAUGUUAGAGAAGGCAGUCUUUUAUGCAGAAUUCCAGAACGUUCGCUACAAAGGAGAGUCUGUCCAAGGUGCCCUUAUCCUUGCAGAGCUGCUUUCAGCAGUGAAACGAUCCCUGGCUCGGACUCUGGUCAUCAUAGUCAGUCUGGGCUAUGGGAUAGUCAAGCCUCGCCUUGGAGUCACUCUUCACAAAGUCGUGGUGGCAGGAGCUCUCUAUCUUUUGUUCUCCGGCAUGGAAGGUGUCCUCAGAGUUACUGGGUCUUUUUACGGUUCUUUGGCUGUGAUAGCAAACCUGGCCCUCUCCGCGAUUGAUGCCUGUAUUAUUUUAUGGAUAUUUAUCAGCCUGACUCAAACAAUGAAGCUUCUCAAACUUCGGAGGAACAUUGUGAAGCUCUCUCUGUAUCGCCAUUUCACCAACACUCUCAUUUUAGCAGUUGCAGCAUCUAUCGUAUUCAUCAUCUGGACUACCAUGAAGUUCAGGCUAGUGGAUUGUCAGUCGGACUGGCAGGAGCUGUGGGUGGAUGAUGCCAUCUGGCGGUUGCUGUUCUCGAUGAUCCUAUUUGCCAUCAUGGUUCUGUGGAGACCAUCUGCGAACAACCAAAGGUUUGCCUUUUCACCAUUGUCCGAAGAAGAGGAAGAUGAUGAACAGAAAGAGCCCAUGCUGAAAGAAAGCUUUGAAGGAAUGAAAAUGAGAAGUACGAAACAAGAACCAAAUGGAAAUAGUAAAGUGAACAAAGCUCAGGAAGACGAUUUGAAAUGGGUAGAAGAAAAUGUUCCUUCUUCUGUGACAGAUGUAGCACUUCCAGCCCUUCUAGAUUCUGAUGAGGAAAGAAUGAUCACGCACUUUGAAAGAUCCAAAAUGGAAUGAAGAAUGGAAAGUUUUCAGGGCAGAGCUCGUUUAGCAUCAGGGAAGAGAUCAGCAUUUAUGUCAGACUUCUGCCGCUGCCCCACUGGCUGAAAGGAGGCAGUGGCACACCCCUGAUCUGUUCCUUGUGAGAGAGAGAGAGAGAGAGAGAGAGAGAGAGAGAGAGACAGGCAUUACGACCAGGCAAGCGUCCCAUUGGGAAACAGGUCACAGAAUAACAAAAUCCUUAUAAAAGGUUCUGAUUUACACUUCCCCCCUCUUCUACUCCAGAUCCCUGACUUGGAUGUUUAAGCAAACUACAUGUUUUGUUUCAGCUAUUUAAUUUGUCAGACUAAAAUUUUAACACCAAAGGGACAAAGUCCAUAAUAUGUAAUGCCCAGAAGCAACUGCCUAUGGUUUUAUUUAUUUUUUUGAAGAGGUGAUGGGGAAAGUUAUUAAUUAUCCUUCAGUUUCCUGGGGAGCAAAUGUUACACCUUGCAGAGCUAGUUGGGAGACAGAAAGGGCCCCUUUGAGUUAAGGAGUCCCCAGUACUAUCAGUGAUUAAAAGUACCAAAAAAAUAGAAAGAUUUGAAAACGUUAACAGUGAGAUUCAGAUCAUUUUUUAAAGCGAAAUCAAGUGCAAUUUUGUUUACAAAAUGGUGUAUAUUAAAGAUUUUUUCUAUUUCAGAUGUAAUUUAGAGAGAAAAUAUUAGCUUAACUCUUUUGAUGUCUGCUGUUGUGACACAUCCCAUUGCUGGCAAUGUGGUGCACACCUGAGAACUUUUAACUACUGCUCUGACAGCCUCUAAGUGCUGCAUUGCUAUCUCCUAUGCAAUGCUUUGUCUGCCCUGGCAUUACAGGGAUAAUAGGUGUUCCCCUGGUAUUGCAGCAGGUGCAGAGGCAUUUCUUCCACCUGAGAGCAUAUGAGUGAACUUCCUGCUGGAAGGUACUGCAAUGCUUCAGAAGAGGACAGGUGAUUAUAAAGGAAGCAGGUCCUUCCAGCUUAGUUGAAUAUCCCUGUUUGGGGUAGGAAACAUUAAGGUGAACUGUUACUGUUUCUGGUGUUGGUUAAGAAUGUUUACAAGCGUCACAAGGGGAGUUGCUGAAUUAGAAACCAUUUUAAGGACUCCAUUUCUGUUCUAACAGUUUUCUCAACUUUUGCCUUCCCGAGUUAUGGAUUUCUGUUCUAAAUACGAAAAGUUCAUGCCACUUUUUAAUAUUAAAAACCUUAAAGUCAAAAGA
Messenger RNA from Phascolarctos cinereus (koala), 3408 nucleotides. The record is from RefSeq and is a predicted model, not a curated record. Lineage: Eukaryota; Metazoa; Chordata; Mammalia; Diprotodontia; Phascolarctidae.